Penicillium cinerascens is the source of this 567-nucleotide messenger RNA. RefSeq lists its product as uncharacterized. The record is from RefSeq and is a predicted model, not a curated record. The coding region runs from base 1 to 567 and encodes 188 amino acids. The transcript is spliced from 4 exons. Lineage: Eukaryota; Fungi; Ascomycota; Eurotiomycetes; Eurotiales; Aspergillaceae.
AUGCUGCUUCCUCGCCCGCGGGAAUUCGGAAACGAGCCCGACAAUCCUAGAAUCACUGUUUGGACAGAACUAUUAGUCCCACCUAGAGAGGAGCUUGAUACUACCCAAUGGGCUCAAUAUUUCCAACCGCUGGUUCAGCAUCCAGACCACAGGGGCUCUGUGUGGGCAAGGGUCCAGGAGCGUCCUAAUAUAGUUAUCCUGGAGAAUCUUGGGGCUAGAGGAAUAGUACCUGUGGCCUCUUAUGAGGUAGUCUACUUUUCGGCACCUAUGACAGAAGCCCAGCGGGCCCAAAUCUCCCAACUUAAGGGUAUAUGCCCACCAGCUAUGGGGUUUAGUAUUCCUCAUCGUGAACUCGACCAGUCACAUCAUCCCGAGCACCAGGAAGUCCAGUUAAUACUAUGGCCGCAUUUUUGGCAGGAUGCAAAGAAGGCCGAGUAUAGGAAUAGCUAUACAGACAUUAUUGAGUAUAGCUGUGUAGUUGGUUACCGAACUAUAAUAGAGGAUUUUAGCGCCAAGCUUGAAGAAGUAGGCCCAGUGGAAUGGAAAGAAGAGUUUUGUGAUUUUUAG